Molecule: messenger RNA, 1697 nt
Organism: Aspergillus homomorphus CBS 101889
Lineage: Eukaryota; Fungi; Ascomycota; Eurotiomycetes; Eurotiales; Aspergillaceae
Gene: sur2
Product: sphingosine hydroxylase
Exons: 2
Coding region: 329-1603 (424 amino acids)
Biological process (GO): lipid biosynthetic process
Molecular function (GO): iron ion binding; oxidoreductase activity
Source: RefSeq, a predicted model, not a curated record
UCGUCACUGCUCGAUCGCUUCCCCCCCCCGUCCCACUCUCCUCCGGACUACUAUAUCUUCCUGAUAUAUCCCUGGUUUCACAGCCCCCUCUCUCCUCUUAUCACUACUAUCGCUAGUCGGCUCUUUCCAAUACAACUUCCAACCUCCCUUCGAUCCAAGCGCCGACUAGAUCUACAAGCGGACUGAGCACCUUUAGCUUCGUCACCCAUCUCUGCUCCUCCGAGCCACCGAUGCGGUGGUGUGCUUGAUUGCCUAUUUGAUUGUGUGGUACCUCUUCUAUACUCACGCACACACCAUCCUCAGUCCUCGACUGCAUCGCCCAUUCGCCAUGGCUACCAAUGCCUCGGUCGUCUUCGACCUUCCGCCUCUACCGGCAUAUACUCUGACUCCUCGUUCUCCGCUUCUCGCUCCCAUCCCAGACAACCUUCUCGCCCUCAUGCUUCCCAUCAUUGCCUACUGGGCUCUAUCUAUGGUCUAUCACUACAUCGAUGUCAACGACUAUUUCCCACAAUACCGUCUCCACACGCCCGCUGAAGUUCUGAAGCGGAACCAUGUCACGCGCUGGGAGGUGGUAAGGGACGUCAUUCUUCAACAGAUAAUCCAGACAAUGGCCGGGAUGGCAGUCGCCUACUUCGAUGACCCGGAGUAUCUGGGCAAGGAUGAAUACAACGUUGCGGUCUGGGCUCGUCGACUCCGCCUUGUGCAGAGGGCUCUUCCUCAGUUGUUUGCUCUGGUUGGAAUAGACGCCUUGGGUCUAGGCAAGAACCUGUCGCAGAAUGGCUGGUCUAUGCUUGGAGGAGUUAUAGCUGGCGGGCGCUACCCUGGAUCUACUCAGUCCCUGAUCUUAGACAACGGAGCAGAAGCUGUGGUUCCUGCUUUUACCAACUGGGAGCUAUCAAUGGCUAGUGUCAUUUACUGGUAUCUCAUCCCUACCAUGCAAUUUGUCUGGGCCGUGUGUUUUGUCGAUACUUGGCAAUACUUCCUGCAUCGCGCGAUGCACAUGAACCGCUGGCUCUAUGUGACUUUUCACUCCCGUCAUCAUCGCUUGUAUGUCCCGUAUGCAUUUGGUGCUCUCUACAACCACCCGGUCGAAGGCUUUCUUCUGGACACGGCCGGGACUGGAGUUGCCUUCCUGACGGCCUGCAUGAGCAAUCGCCAAGGCAUGUGGUUUUUCACCUUCUCCACCAUUAAGACGGUUGAUGAUCACUGCGGCUACGCUUUCCCCUGGGACCCAUUGCAGCAUUUUACUUCCAACAAUGCGGCCUACCACGAUAUUCACCACCAGAGCUGGGGUAUCAAAACCAACUUCUCGCAGCCUUUCUUUACCAUCUGGGAUCGUCUAUUCAGCACCCAGUGGAAGGGUGAUGUCAAGCUCCGCUAUGAGCGAUCCCGCGAAGCUGCGCAGAAGAAGGUCGACAACGAGGCUGCUGGUAUUGCGAACGAAAGCAGUGAUACGACCUCUUCUGGAACCACUACUCCUACGCUCGCCCGAACCCAAGACGAAUCAACGUCACGUCCUCGACGCAGAAAGACUGUUACCCUCUCCCCCCACGUUGAUGGGUUCAAGGGGGUGAGUCACGGGGUUGCCAGCAGCGUUCUUUGAACCAACCAAGGCGGUCCUCGCCCUUUUGCCUUCACCUACAAUUCGUUUGUAACUAUUUUCUUGCUAAUAUUCCACCACUCAUCGGGGGUCUAUG